GCUCUGUUAUCUUUGUGGUGUGAAGAUCUCGGACGGCUUCUGCUUCUGAGACACCAGAAAAACCGGAACGGGGACUCGCCCAGCAAAGGUGCAGCUCCGAUGCAUCACCAAAUGCAGAAGAACAUCCCAUCUGGGCCCCCAGGUGAUUCCUCAGUGGCAUGGCAACAGGGUGGACAGCAACCAACGCAACAGUCACUCAGUGUAGUUACAACAGUAUGGGGAGUGACGCAGACUAGUGACAGUAAUAGCCUUACCAAUAACUCAAUGCAACAAGGACCAGGUCCUUCUGCAGGCAAUAACCAGUAUUCCCAACAGCAGCACCCCUUCACUGCGGCGGCAGCCAACUCCAACAAACAGUACAAUAUGCCCAUGCCGGGCAUGGGCCCAUAUCGCAGAGAGCCUGGCCCAUACAGAGGGCCCAACGGUGGUGGCGGUUAUCCAGGUCAGACCCCAGGUCAGAUGGGACCAGGCGGACCCUGUCCUCCUCAGUCUUCUGUUCCCAACGAGUUCCCCCAGCCCGCUGCGGCAGCAGCAGCAGCAGUUGUAGCAGCAGCGGCCGCCACGGCGACUGCAACAGCAACGGCAACUGUGACAGCUCUGAAAGAGCAACAGCAACAACAGCAACAGCAGCAGCAACAGCAACAGCAGCAGCAACAGCCAAUGAAUGAUUACGGGCAGAUGAGAAUGCAGCCGGGGUUCAACAACCAGUACGGCAUGAACCAGGGCGGUGGGCCCUUCAUGAAUAAUAUGGGCAACGGCAACAAGCAAGCCAUGUACCAGCAACAGAUGAUGCAGCGCAACCCCGCGCAGCAGCAGUAUGCCCAGCAGUACAUGAAGAGGCCGUACCCUGGGCAUCCAGGCCCUAAUAACUUCAACCAGGGCAUGCCAAACCAGCAAUACGGCCCCAUGCCCCACAGCCCCAGCCCGGGGGCCAUGAAGGGGCAGUCCCCCUACCCCGGUCAGCAAUCGCCCUACCCUUCCCAGCAGCCCAUGCCUUCACCCAACUACAUGAACAUGAGGCAGAAGGUGCCCGGCAACGGCAUGAAUUACCAGGGCAACCACCAGUUCUUCCCCCGGGGGAACUUCAACGGUGGUCCCCAGGCGAUCAACCCACCGUACAACCAGCAGGCAAUGGCCAACCGAGGUAUGAACUACCAGCAUUCACCGGGUAUCCCCGGUAACCCUACGCCCCCGCUAACACCGAGCCCCAACAUCCCACCCUACAUGUCCCCCACCGGAGAUGUCAAACCCUUCCCAGGGGGUCCUCCAGAUCUGAAAUCAACCCCCAACUACGCCCCGGGUAUCAGCGAUGAGAUCCGUAUGACGUUUCCUGUCCGGGACGGCGUUGUCCUGGAACCAUUCCGGCUGGAACACAACCUGGCCGUUAGCAAUCAUGUCUUCCACCUCAGACAGUCAGUCCACCAAACGCUCAUGUGGAGAUCGGAUCUCGAGCUCCAGUUUAAGUGCUACCACCACGAAGACCGGCAGAUGCACACCAAUUGGCCCGCCUCUGUGCAGGUCAGCGUCAACGCCACGCCCCUCUCGAUAGAGCGGGGAGACAACAAGACCUCGCACAAGCCGCUCUACUUAAAGGAGGUCUGUCAGCCCGGCAGGAACACGAUACAGAUCACAGUCACGGCCUGCUGUUGUUCGCACCUCUUUGUCUUGCAACUCGUCCACAGACCGACGGUGAGAUCAGUAUUACAGGGACUGCUCAGGAAAAGACUCCUCCCUGCUGAACAUUGCAUUACCAAAAUCAAGAGAAAUUUCUCCAGUGUGGCUGCCUCCAGCGGCGGCAUCCUGAACAACGACGACGGCGUUGAGCAGACGGCCAUCAAGGUCUCCCUCAAGUGUCCCAUCACCUUCCAGCGGAUCACGCUGCCGGCCCGGGGCCACGACUGCAAGCACAUCCAGUGCUUUGACCUGGAGUCCUACCUGCAGCUCAACUGUGAGCGGGGGUCCUGGCGGUGUCCUGUCUGCAACAAAACUGCCUUGCUGGAAGGAUUGGAAGUGGAUCAGUUCAUGUGGGGCAUUCUGACGGCCGUUCCGUCGGCCGACUUUGAAGACGUCACGAUUGACGCCACGGCGAGCUGGAAACCGGUGCCCAUGAAAUGCGACAUUAAGGACGAGGAACCAGAUACCUGUGGGUCAUCGAAGCGAUUCAAGGCUAUGUCGCCAGGCAGUAUGACCAUGCCCGGCAUGCACAACUAUGACAAUAUGGGCAUGGCCCACUCCCCCUACCCAAUGGGGGGCCCGCCACCUCCAGAGUUCAAUGGACCAGGACCAGGGCAAGUCCCUGGUGGACCAAAUUACGGGAACUACAACAACUUCAACAGUCCAGUCAUGCACGGCGGUGGCGGCAACGGAAUGAAUGGACCCUCCAUGGGCCACUUUGACGACAACAUUGCCACGACGGACAUGGUGCCCGUUGAGAAACAGUAUAACCACGCACUACCACCUCAUAUGAGCCAUCCAGGUUCAAAUCAAGGUCCAUCGUCUAAUGUUAGGCAUCCGGGGCCAGCGGGGCCCCCACACCCUGGGAACAACCCCCAUCCGGGCAGUAACCCCCACCAAGGGGCUAAUCCCAACCCUGGCAACAAUUCCCAUCCAGGAAUGGCUGGUCCCCAGCCCAACGGCGGACCCCACCACAGUGGGCCUGGUACGCCAGGCAACGGGUCCACGCAACAGCAGCAGCAACAACAACCUCAGCAGCAACAGCAGAGGGUGGGGAUGCACCCGAACGUCAAUGCCAAACCACCGACGCCUGGAAUGCCGCACACGCCAGGAAUGCCCCACACGCCGGGCAUGCCCCACACGCCAGGCAUGCCCCACACCCCCGGCAUGCCCCACACGCCAGGCAUGCCCUUGACUCCCAGCAUGCCCUUGACUCCUGGCAGUGCCAUGCCGCCCACGCCGAGCACAAUGAACUCUGGGAACGGCAGCAGUGUCGGCAGCAGUAACGGUGGCAGCGGUGGGAUGCCCAACCACAUAUCCUCAACCUCACUCUCGCCCUCCACCACGCAAGGGUCACACCACAUACCCAACCAUCACUCCCCUCAUCCAGGCACCCAGGCACCCACAUCCAUGAUGAACCACAGUGGGCCGCAACAGCCCAAGACGACAACGGCCAGCAUGGCCAUGAACACUAAUAACCAUAUCCAGUCUGGUUCGGAUUUGAACUUUGACCCAGCAGCUGUGAUCGAUGGAGGGGCCGAGGGGCAGGAGGGUCUGGAUUUGUUACCAGAGAAUAUGGGUGAUGUGGACUUGCUUUCCAUUCUAGGACAAUCAGACAACACACAGAGCAACAACGAAAAUGACGAACUUCUCUCCCUCUUCGAUACAUAGGGACCACUUACGGCCCAUCUAAAAUUAAUAAUUUAAAAAAAAACUGGAGAGAAAGAACAAAAUGUCGUUUUGUGCAGGACACACAGUGCUUGGUUAUUGUGGAGAGAGGAUGCGAAAACAAAAAUCGCUGCCGUGCCAGAAUGUUCUCGAUGAAAGUCUUGGAUGUGAUGUUAUUUGAGAAAAAGGUGUCGACACUUCAUUCCACUGCUGCGUUUCCGAUACUUUGCCAUGCGAAGGAGAAACAAAUUGUUUUUUAUCUCACGACUAGAAGGCCGUGUCUGCUACUGUUGGCAAUCACGAAUUACACAUCCCAAGUGUGCCACGACUUGGCUUCGCGCUCCUUCUUGUGAGAGGUAGAGACAGCAUCGCCGACCAACAAAUUCAAGACUUGGAUUAUCAGUUGAGGACGUCAUUACCUUAUGUCUGUUAUAUGUCUGCCAUAGCAAGAUCAUCCAGGACAUCCAGGGGAACCGCUGUACCAAAGAAAACACCCCAGUACCCUACCCUGAGAAAAAUUUCCCACUUCCCCUUCUCUCUCUGUUCUCCAGGAGGUGGGGUUCAUGUCUACCUUAGCAGUAUCGCACCCAGCACAGACCCUGAUAUUGGGCUGGAGAUCCACUACAGUUGCUGCACUCAAGAUUCUGUUGCAAUGAUGGUAAGAGCAACUGUUGCUGUAGCUACGCAUCCCCGAGGUUGCCCAUGGCAACAGUUGCUCUGCCUGCUUUACUGGGGAUUCUAUACACUUGUUUGUCACACAAUAAUUUAGAAGAAAAUCGUCCAACAAAAGAUCCAAAGUAGCGCUCAAAGAAAAUUAAGAUAUCUUUUAAAAUAAUGAGCAUCCCAAUACAAUGGAGCCUAAGUAUCAACCAAAGUCACUUGCCCAACCAGAAUUCCUCUUGCCUAAAGCAAAUUUUCUGCCACGCAGUCAACUAAUCUUGGCUUUGAAGUGAUUUUUUUUGGGAGUGUCCCAUUCCAAUUCUUACAGAUUCCGUUACAAGUCAACAACAUACUUGCCACCAUUUGAGCCCCCUGUGUUUACUCACAAGCAACCAUUUCGCAAGCCUUGUGAAAUGAAAUAAGAAUGCAAAGUGCUUACUUUGAAAAGCAAUGUUGUAAUUGUUUUUGUUUUAAAUAUUCUGAAUAUCAUAUCCUUUGUGGGAGAGUACCUGUUCCUUGAAAUACCUUUUGGAAGGUUUAAUUUUAAAAAUAUAUUGUCCGAUGAAGUGUAAUUUUAAAUAAAUUAUGUUCUAACACCAAUGCAUAUCCUUUGGCUUUAGUAAUUGCCAUUUUAUUUUUGGCUAGUGGACCAAGAUAAUUUUGUUAUUUAUUUGAUGAAGGACCAGAAAUAUUUCUGGGAACAAGUGCAGGGAAAAAUAGUACCAAAAACUCCCCACAACGUCCAUUGAGUAGAAGCUAGUUUCAGUCAUACAGCCAAGAAACAAAUUUAACCGUUGGGGCUUCGCUUGGAUCACAUAUCACAAUGACCUUAUCUUGAUCAUCUGACAAGAUCAGCUGACCUGAUCACCCGGAUAGCUGAUAUCUUGUCACCUGAAUGAAUUGUCCAUGUUUUCAAUUUUGUGGUAUUUUCUUUUAAAUAAGCAACAAGCCUGUCGGGGACAAUUUAGCUUUAUUGUAUUCAACUGCAACAAGGCAAAGAAUUCUAAAAGUAACUUGUGUCUGACAAUUCUGCAGAGGGCAGCAGUUUUGGUUAAAUUAAUCUACACAAAGUAAAGAAGAAAAAUAUCAGGAAUAAAACAUUUCGGACGUUUGGAAGCCUACGCUGAUUCACUAGCUAUUGCUGAUGCACACAUUGAUGGUUCAUUGUGAACUGUGGAAAAUCAAGUCUCUUCAAACGUGAACUAUACGUGUACCCAAUUAAAUAUAAAAAACAACAACAAUAAAGUGCUUUCCCGUUUAAGUUAAUGAUUAAUAAUUCUACCGUGCUGUAUUAUUUAUGAAAGGAUGUGUGCCAGAAAUGUCAUUUUCUGGCGAGAUGCCUAAACCGUUGGUAGCUUGCUGUUUGACAUAAUGCAGGCCAAUGCAUCUCUUUUGUCUAACAAUGCGAACACUUUUUUAGGAAGCUAUUUAUGAUACAUCGAAAUUUCAGAUGUAUACGGUUAAAGUGACAAAAGGGAGUGACAGUUAGGGUGAGAAAGUGACAUCAAAAAGCAGUGAGGGAUCAAGAAGUCCGGCGUGCCAUGUGUGAAUAUCGUUUAAGCUUUACUAUUUAUAAAAAAAAAAAUUCAACAAUACAUUUUUAUAAAAUGAAACAGGUAGUAAACAUUGUUAGCAGCAUUUUACCAUGCCUUUGACGAAUAAUUGAUGUCUUUAUUCAAAUAACUAGUGGGUGUUUGACUCUGUGAUCCCCUGUUUUGGGCAUACAUACGUGUGUGUAUGAAAACCCAAUCACUGUUUUUAAGUCUAAAAUAUCAUUUGUAAUAAAGAACAAGCUUUUUUAUACAUAUACAUAUCUAUAUAAAUAUAUAUAUAUAAUGUACAUUUCCCUUUCAAUUUUUCUUCGUUGUUUUUUUUUUCUUUUUAGUUCUUAGUGUAUUAUACAGUUCAAACCCAAAGCUAUCUUUUUAAAUUUAACUUGGAUUCUAUUUAUUUUUUAUUUAAGAGUAGACGUUUUAGUUCUUUUUUUUUUUGCUGAGAACGACUCCUUGGUGCAAACAAUAAGUCAUUAAGAUGUAUGCUUGCAUUAAACAACAACAACCAAAUGUAAGACAUUUUUCAAGAUAUCAAAUAUAAUCAUUUUGUGGAAGAAGUUUUUUUUUUUUUUUUUAUUUGAGAACGGGCAUAUAUCAUAAAACAUCAGUAUGUUACUACUGUAAUAAAGAUAUCACAGGUUAUGGACUUUACACAGACGGCGGUUUCAAUUUGUACGAGAGUGAGAUGGACUGGUUCCCUCUCCCAUUCUAUUAUGAUUUGUAUGAGAAAGGGGGUGGGAGCCAGGCUUGACGCAAAAGCUCCUAUGUGUGAUGCUUGCGCUGUUUCCACUCGUUGACAUGAAUAUUCAUAGAAGGGAAGUGGCCUUUACCUAUUUUCACCACUGACAUAAGACCUGGAAGUAUUGCCAAUCGUUUUGUUCGAAUCAAGUGUCACAUAAUUUAAUACAAUUUGUUUUUAAAAUUGAAAUGAAUGCAGGGUCUUAAUUGAUUGUAAACAGUUGAUUUUUUUUAAAUUAUUUUACCAUCAUAAGUAACAAGAUUGUUGAUUAAGUUAAUUGUUUCAUUGAUUAUGGUUGUUUGUAAUGUCUCAUUUUCUCCAUUUUUAGUUUUUUUUCCAAAAAAAAGAAGAUCUGAUCAUUAAGAGCAUUCUGUUGUGAUUAGAGCUUUUCAGUAGUAUUAUCGCAUUCAUGGAAGUGACUUUUGUGUUGUACUUUUCUUUUGUAACAAAACUAUUUAAAAACAAAAAGGUCUUUCUAGUUCAGAGAGCAUUUAUGACCAGUUAUUUUGCAAAAAAAAACAAUGAAUAAUAAUAAUUUGCUUUUCGUUGUUGUACCAUGUUGGACAAAAAGGGAAGAAAUUGCUUGUGCAAUUUCGAUUCCUUGAUUUUAAUGCUAUGUACAUGUACAUAUACAAACACUUUCUGUUGUUUUUACAUAGAUUUGAUGUUAACUCAUUUGUCGUAUCUAUUUGUGGGGCUUGGGAGUACUUUAAAGGUACAUUUUCUAUCUGGAAUUUGCCCAAAUUAAGUGUUGUAUAUUGUUUACUAACCAUAUUUCAAAGUUCCGAGUCAUAUGAAACACACAUAAUGCCUUUUACAGUUACAGAGAAAAUGUUGACAAAUCCUGUUUGUUGAUGCAUUUGAAUUGUUCUUUAUUGUUGCAGUAACUUUGAAAGUUGGAGGGUCGAUGACAUUUUUUGUUUCAAUUUCUGCCAAGGCAUAUAAAGGUUGACGCAUCAAAAUGAAAUUAUAACAUGAUUUUCAAGGGGAACAAAACUGAAGUAGCCCAAUGGGUAUCUGGUAUUUUCUAGCAUCAAAUUGCUGGUAGCUGUGUUGUUUUACUUUUCUUGCUUCCAGCACUUCUUUGUCUGACCUCAUUGGAUAUUUAGUAUUCCUGUGUCCUCGUGCAAUGUUCACGAGGUUCACAACUCGUACCAAUGUGUAUAUUUUAUGUGUCUUCCCCAGUAAUGUUAAGAAGAAAAAAACAACAAAAUGCAUAUCUCUUCCAACACAGUAUGGUGGCACAAAGACCUGAAAUCUGUAUGAUCUGUUUUUUUUUUUUUGGUUGGCCUAAAGUUAUUACGCAGAGUUGUUUUCUCUCUGCAGAAAAUAUGUAUAAUGUGAUGUGUGUGUUGAAGAACAUUGCAAAAAUAACGUGAAGAUUACAUGUAUAUUGGUUUUGAAUAUUCUUCCCAUAAAAAAAUGUCUGUACUGUGGCGUCAUGUCGAUGCCUUUCUGAGAAAUCAUCACAGAGUUUUGGGAAAAGAUCUGUUCUUUGUUGGUAAUAGCAGAUCACAGGGUAAUGUGAGACACACAAACGUAUGGGUGAAGUUUUCAUGGCUACCUAGCAUAUCUGGUUGUUCUUCUGUAUCUGUAAUGGAUGAUAUCUCAAUUAACUGCGUUGUUUUAUCGUAGAUAAUUAUUCUUUUUACCCCAGGUGAGUUUUAUUGUACAGAAUGUGUAAAACCAUUAUUUAUAUGUGCAUAUUAAUGUAAAUAUUACAUAUUCAUGAGCAUCUGUGAGUGACAUGACUAUAUUUGAUAUAACAGAUGCAACCAGUUUGUUCCUUCUUUCGGUCAAUUCACUGUGUUUUUGACCAGCAUUUCCUCUUUUUUUUUCAAGCCUUGUGAAGUGGAAAAAAACCAGCCCCGUGUAGGUUGAUACCAUGAAAACAAUGAUUUCCCUCAAGUAAUUGUAAACGUAUUAAUGUUAAGUCACAUGUUCUUUGUAUUAUUUAUUGAAUCAAUUAAGUUUUUUUUUAUCUACCUUUAUUUUUUACAAAGGUGCUUUGCCCUUUUUAAGAGCACCUGAACGAAGUAUUAUGGUUGAUGAAAUCCAAAAUGUGUACAGAUUGUGGCAAACUGAGUUGUUUCCUGUACAUUUGUAGUGAAGGACUGUGCAAGUCUAGCCUCUGAGGGAUCCUUUUAGAAAUCCAUCAUAUAGAUAAUUAAGUUAAAGUUUGAUUUCACCAUUAGAGCAAUAAUUAGAUUCGCACAGUUUUACCUCCGCCAAAAAAAGAUACAGACAUAUACUGUAAUUAAGAAAAAAAAUACAAAAAAAAAAUAUUUUUUAAAAACACAUGGCGGCUCAUGAUGAUAGGUCACACAAAAAAAUGAAAUUUUUAUACGGCAAAUGAAUAUGUAAUAUAUUGGCUGAGAAGAAACAAACAAAAUGUCAACGAUUUGGGGUUUUUGAUGAAUUUUUUUUUUUGGGUCAGUGUUUUAUGCGUUCUAGAGUAGUUUUUACGAAGUAGAUGGUGCAAUUAAUGUGUAUGAAUGUGUACCAAUGCUAAUUGGUGCAUGCUUUAGGCAAUAUCAUACUUCCUGUGUACAAAACGAAAAGCAGAAACGAGGAUGAAUUUGUUUUUUUCCCUCUUUGUAGAGUCAUUGUAUAACCUAGCUCCAUUACUGAGAGAGAGUAGUGAUGAUGCACUGUACAUACGACAACGGAAAAACGAAACAAUGUGUAGCAAUCUACAUUGUAGUUUGAGAGAUGGACAAACAAAAUAUGAGUAAUUAUUACAAUCCCAUAAAUUGUCAUUGAUAAUAUUUAUCUAAUUAAAACAAAGUCCAUGAAAGAGCAAAAAACGAA
This is a messenger RNA of Patiria miniata (bat star), 9105 nucleotides long. Its product is annotated as zinc finger MIZ domain-containing protein 1-like. The transcript is spliced from 16 exons. The record is from RefSeq and is a predicted model, not a curated record. Gene Ontology annotation, molecular function: SUMO ligase activity; zinc ion binding. NCBI's taxonomy places the organism in Eukaryota, Metazoa, Echinodermata, Asteroidea, Valvatida, Asterinidae. Gene Ontology annotation, biological process: protein sumoylation; regulation of transcription by RNA polymerase II. Bases 100 to 3345 code for a protein of 1081 amino acids.